AUGUCUCAGCUUUUGGUUCGAAUCGCUAAGCUCUCACCACCCGGGAAGAAGCAGGGACUCUGUUUCACUGGAAUGCGGUCCUUGACCACGGCGGCGACGCCGUAUAUGCUGCUUAAGGAGUCCAAUCUCAGGGAAACAUCUGGUAACGGAGCGGUGGUGGACUUGAACUGGUACGAUCCGAGGAAAGACGAAACAGUGCAGAUCCCCGACCAGACUCUGCCGGAGGAGUUCCUAAAUACGAUGAAGGCAGGAUCUUCGAGGGGAUGGGUGGGUGUGAAGAAGAGUCACGACUCCGCAAUGUGUCUCACAAACAUGUUCAACCCUUCUGCCUCUGUUUCUUCACGCAAGGUUAUCUCUCUCCCUCCAUGGAAUGAUAGCAGAGAUGGAUUAGUUUCUAGGAUCUCUCUGUCAGCCCCUCCAGACCAGCAAGACUGUGUAGUGGCCGCGAGGACGCCUAGUUCAUCUUUCAGUGUGUGUCGGCCUGGUGACUCGGAGUGGACACAUGUCCCUGUCCCGGUUUUUUUAACGAGUAUGACGUAUUCGGAGACAGACCAGAAAUUCUAUCUCCACAUGGGCACGAGAAAGAAAGAGUAUGAGGGUCCAAUCGAUCUCAUCGACACGACUAGCUCCGGCUUCCCUCAGAUGAGUUUGUCCCAGAGAUUCCCUUUGUCUGGCAUCCCCAGGAUCAGACAAGAGGAGCUUAUCUCAUCCUCCAAGCCUCCAUACCAGGUCGAGUCUCCUUCUGGCGACUCCUUCAUCGUUUACAGGAGUGACGAGUUGUUGAACAUAGACGGCAUGGAGUCUACACGCAACAAGGAACCUUCUUUUAAUAGACUUGGCUGCAUAUCGAAGCCGAAGGGCUUUAUGGUGUUUAGGCAAGACCCUGAGCAGAGGAUCGCUUCUUACACUGCAGACAUUGGCGAUCUCUGCAUCUUCCUAGGCAGGAACGAGUCCUUCUGCGUCUCUGCAACCGAGUAUCCCGGACUCAACCCUAACUCUGUCUACUACACAGGGGUCGACAUGGGUUCCGGUUUCUACGACCUUUCCUCCAACACUCUCCACGCCCUCCCUUAA
Microthlaspi erraticum is the source of this 1074-nucleotide messenger RNA. The record is from the annotation of a GenBank genome assembly. Lineage: Eukaryota; Viridiplantae; Streptophyta; Magnoliopsida; Brassicales; Brassicaceae.